Messenger RNA from Chroicocephalus ridibundus (black-headed gull), 11591 nucleotides. It is a transcript of the gene TSNARE1, whose product is annotated as t-SNARE domain containing 1. Lineage: Eukaryota; Metazoa; Chordata; Aves; Charadriiformes; Laridae. Gene Ontology annotation, molecular function: SNAP receptor activity; SNARE binding. The transcript has 14 exons. Gene Ontology annotation, biological process: vesicle fusion; intracellular protein transport; vesicle-mediated transport. The coding region runs from base 269 to 1144 and encodes 291 amino acids. Gene Ontology annotation, cellular component: endomembrane system; SNARE complex; membrane. The record is from RefSeq and is a predicted model, not a curated record.
GUGCCGGCGGCAGGGCGCAGCCUCGCGGCGAGGGGCGCGCGGCGGCAGGUUGGAAGAAAGUCUUGUGUGACCUGGGGAACAGGACUUAAGAAGCAGUUGAAGUCCCGUAGGACUGUCAAGUACUGAUGUUCCCAGUUCAUAGACAAGGGAACUGGCUCACAAAGGGCUUUCACUUUUCUUCCCAUCUGUGUUCCCCUCUGAGUCCGUGAGGAUGAAAUUUCCUGGUUGACGUUUGAAGUCUAAUCCCGCAUCCAUUGCCAUCUAGAAAAUGUCUUAUGGAUCCAUUGAUGGUAGUGGCUUUGGGAGUAGGAAUCCAUUUGGAGGCCCUUCGAGACAAGGCUAUCAACCUCUCGCCACCCAGAUUGAUCCCAGUGAACUACAGGAACUUUUUCAGGAGACUUCAGCCAAUGUCUUCCGAAUUAACUCCAAUGUGACCUCUCUGGAAAGAAGCCUUCGAUCUCUGGGGACCUCAAAUGAUACUCAAGAGCUGCAGGAUGGACUGCAUGCAACUCAGCAGGAGACUAAUAAAACCAUCACGACUAGCACCAAAGCCAUCAAGCAGCUGUCUGAGGUUGUCAGAGGCUCAUCCAGGCAAGAGCGACUUCAGCUGGACAGGCUGAAGAACCAGCUGUCAGAUGCCAUCCAGAGAUAUGGAGCUGUGCAGAAGAAAAUAGCAGAGAAAUCCAAAGCUUUGCUUCCUAAUGGGCAGAGAAAUACCAAACAGCAGAGCCCUAGGACCCCCUUCUCUGACCUACCUGAUGAUGAGAAGAUCUUUAACGGAGGAGAUGGCAUGUGGCAGAACCAGAGCCAGGAUCAAGCCUUGCUCUCGGAAAUCACAGAAGAGGAUCUGGAGGCCAUCCGUCAGCGGGAAGAGGCCAUUCAGCAGAUAGAGAGUGACAUGUUGGAUGUGAACCAGAUCAUUAAAGACCUGGCCUCCAUGGUGUACGAGCAAGGAGAUGCAAUAGAUAGUAUUGAAGCCAACAUUGAGACUGCAUCUUCUAAUGUAGAGUCAGCCAAUGAGCAGUUGGCAAAAGCCAGUCAGCACCAACUACGAGCCAGGAAGAUGAAGUGCUGCCUUCUCUCUGUUGCGUUGGCUGUUCUGCUGUUCAUUGUCAUCAUCAUCGCAGUCUCUGUCAAGCGCUGAUUUGGCUGCGGUUUCCACAGAGCCUGUGAUCACCCUGUGGAGUGGAAUGGAUUCUCAAAGCAUUUCACAUUCAGGCCCUGCGUCAACGUCUGCUUUACUGAUCACGUCAUGUUAAAACUGCUAUAGCCAACAAACACUAAUUGUAUGACAGAAAAGCUAAGUUUUAUACUGUGUGUUAGUAUAAUCGUGAAUAAUUUUAUUUUUUUUCCCCCCCUUCAUUGCAGACAUGUUUUCCCUUAUGUUACAGAUUUUAAUUAUGUCCCCUGUGUAUCUGGGGAAUGCUAUUUCUUUGCCUCCAGAUUUAGUAUACAGAGUGCUGUAAGAUACGUAGCUGUUAACUCAUCUUUAUUGUUUGUGUUUUUACUAUGCUCCUUUAUCUCCAGUUCUGCUCAUUUAAGCCCAUGAAAGUCAACAUGUUUUGUUUGAUUCUUUUUGUUGUUUUUGUUGUUGUUUUUGUACAUUUUAAAAAUAAUCUAGCUCAGAUUCUCAUACUGUGCACUGCUACUUUGGAGUUUGCUCUGCCAGAUCUGAGCGAAGUAAUUUCACAAUUAUAUAUGCUAUUUACAAACACGUCAAUUAGAUGCUUAUUUGAUCCCAUUGUAUGCAUAGAACACCACAUGGAUUUAUGAUAAACACUAGUGAAAAAGCAGGAGAAAUAAACAUUAAAACAUAUUGUUACCUUUUUUUUUAAAAGGAAAAGACCUUUAAUCUGUUAAAAAAAAAAAUCAAGGAAGGCAUCUCAUGAAAAAUGUCAAUUUUGCAUUAAAUUUCAUUCAUAAGUUUCAAUGCAACCAGCAUUUGGGAUUUUGUUUCAUUUUCACCCACAAUAUUUUCUGCUGAAAACAUGAUUGAAAAUGCCACUUAAAUUCUUCUUUAAAUGUGUCGUGUACCAUAAAUGCAGUUUUCCUCCAGUAAAUAAAGCAUUUCAAAAAUGGUUUUAAUUAAAAUAUCAUAGGUAUUAUUGAAGGGAAUUUCACAAAAUAAUGUUUUUUAUUCUUCAUGAAAAGUUACAACUUUUGACAAAAAUGUUUCUCUCCAGAAAAGAAAAAAAAAAAAAUCAGCUACGUCUGUACGUUAUGGAUUUUUGGUUACUGUGAAGGUUUAGAAAAGAAUAACAAAUACUAAACUAAACUCUCACCUGCACUGAUUUCAAUUACAUGCUUCCUUUCCAAAAAGCUGACACAGUCUUUCAUCAGUAAAGGCUGGGCACAGAAAAUGCUCAGAGAAAUUCUGCAGGUGCUUAAGCUCAUUCAGGGUCAAAACUGUAAAACUUAAAUCAAUGCGGUUAGGCUGUGUGAGGAAACAAAAGUCUGACUUUCUUGUGUUUUUUGUCUAGAUCUUACCUACAAAACCUAUAUAACUAGAAUUUUAUGUAACGUUAAAUAUUCAAAAGUUGCUUUUAAGAAAAGCUAAUUAAUAGAAGCUAUUCUUUUUUUCCCAACCAAGCUUAGUACUGCCAUGAAAUUACGAAUUAUGAUACCUACUGCUUUACCUUACUACAGGGAGAGUUUACUUCUGCAGUAGAGCUCCCUACUUAUAGUCAUUACAAACUGUAGGCUGCCUCUAUCAGCAAAUUUGGCAAAUCCUAUAGUGAUGAAAAUGAUUUUCAUCUAGUUAGUAAGAGCUGAAAAGAACCCAGCUCGUAGCUGAUUGCAAGCAAAUAUUUUGAGAGCCUCGAGUUGUAUUUGAACAAGGGAUCCAGAACAAAAUCCUUGCCUAUUUGUUAAUCCCAUUCAUUAGAAGCUCAGUGAUUACCUCAUUAGUAUGAUGCAGUGCAGAGACAGACUGAUGGAGCUUUCAAUGAGCCAGCUUACACAACAGAUGGAUUUGGCACCAAUGAUCCAGGUGAAGUAUUUCUCUGCUGAAACUACGGAGGCUGCCUGGCUUAGACCAAGCAUGAAACCUCCACGUGGAAACACAGACAUACUCCCUCCUGUUUUGUAUUAUAGACUUGGUUAUAAUGGCAAACACUGUUUCAAAAAGACACUAUUCACUAAGGUUUCCAUAAAACAGUGUACUCAUACUAAAUCAUAGAAUCAGAGAAUGGUUUGGGUUGGAAGGGACCUUCAAGGAUCAUCUAGUCCAACUUCCCUGCCCUGGGCAGGGACACCUCCCACUAGAUCAGGUUGCUCAAAGCCCCAUCCAACCUGGCCUUGAGCACUGCCAAUGAUGGGACAUCCACAAGUUCUCUAGGCAACCUGGGCCAGUUUUUCACCAUCCUCAACGUAAAAAAUUUCUUCCAUAUGUCCAAACUAAAUUUACCCUCUUUCAGUUUAAAAACACUGCCUCUUGUUCUGUCGCUACAAGCCCUCGUAAAAAGUCUUUCUCUGUCUUUCUUACAAGCUCCCUUUGCAUAUUGAAAGGUUGCAAUGAGGUCUGCCUGGAGUCUUCUCCCACCUGAACAACCCCGACUCUCUCAGCCUGUCCUCAUCGCAGAGGGGCUCCAGCCCUCUGAUCAUCUUCAUGGCCUCCUCUGGACUUGCUCCAACAGGUCCAUGUCUUUCUUAUGUUGGAGUCCCCAGAGCUGGACACAGAACCGCAGGUGAGGUCUCACCAGAGUGGAGCAGAGGGGCAGAAUCCCCUCUCUCACCCUGCUGGCCAUGCUUCUUUUGAUGCAGCCCAGGAUGUGGUUGGCUUUCUGGGCUGCAAGCGCACAUUGCCGGCUCAUGUUGAGCUUCUCAUCAACCAACAUCACCAAGUCCUUCUCCUCAAGGCUCCUCAGUUAAUUCUCCACCCAGCCUGUAUUGAUACAGGUGGUUGUCCCAAGCCAAGUGCAGAACCUUGCACUUGGCCAUAGUUUUUCCCUUUACUGGCAUAUUUUUUUCUUCUUUACAAUAUCACAGGCAGAGACAUAAAGCUCAAAGCUUUACAAUGCACAGUUUAAUUUGGGCAGAUUCUUCAAUGCAUUGUGGGGUAGAAGGUUAAUAUGAGAACAGGAUAUGAAAGGGGAAAAUUCUAAUAAAACCUUUUUUUAUGGGUAUUAUGAGGAACUAGAGCAUGCUGGCAACAGUGGAAGAAAAGUUAAAAAGGUCUUGACAAAAUAAAUUAGAGAGAGGCACAUCAGAAACAUAGUGAGCUAAGUACCCAAUUCAAUUAUUAAGUUGUCAGGUCCUCUUACUCAGGAGUGGAAUAGGAAGCAGUUUUUGUCUCUAGUGCCUUAAGGACAAGUGUGAAAAUGAGAAACAAACCUAUUUGGCAUGUUUCUUGCUGUCACUUAGACAAGCCAUUCAGAAGCCCGUGAAAUGUCUCGGAUCCGAGAUCUUUGGACUGUUCCCCAAAGCUAGGUCUAUAAAAGGAUAUAGGUGUCCAAAUUGAUACUGUUGUACGUACUAACUACUGCUCAACAAUCUUUUUGACUUUUGGGCCCCUUUUAUGAUAUAUGUGAAAACUUUUUUGGAGUAAAUAAAUCUACCGUGGUAGGAAGAUGGCUGUUUAAUCUAACCAGAAGGAAGUCCUGAGAAGCAUUCAAUGUCUUAAUCCCUCCAAGACAGGACAUAAAAACGGUUCUGCUGACUAAUCUCAACGGUCCCUGUCACCUGAUAUUCUGUCGCCAACAUUGGCCAUAAACAGUCACCUAGGGGACAGAAAAAGUGCCUGUGAUUCUUCCUUCCUAAUAAUCUCUCAGUCUCUAUUCUUAUUUUUUUCCAUUAAGGGGAUUUCCUGAUCAUUGUGUGGCUUGCAAAGGAGUUUCAAAGGUCUACUACCAAAUGAGCAAAAAAACCAAAACACAACCCUUUUUAUUUUGUCAGGAAGGUAAACCUGUCUCCUACUGCUGUAAUUUGAUAUCUUUUUUUUAUUCCAUAAAAAAGGUGGUUAACAAUCUUUUUCAAUACACCCUUUCCAUCCUAUCAUGAUUUUGCAGCCCCUGUUAUGCACUCCCUAAAUUGUCUCUUUGAUGGUGUGAAUAGGCCCAACUGACUUGGCCUUUUAUUUUAGACUUGGAUAACUUGCCUAGUCUGCAUGACUUAUACUUUCAGUUGGCUAAAUAGAUAUCCUAAACAGUAGCUUUAGACUGUAUGCCUCACUUUUAGACAGCCGCAGCUAGCUGAAAGGAGUUCGGUCUGUUAUCUAAGAUGUUUUGUGCUAACAAGGCAUCAGUUAUCUCCUGUGCCUGGUGUAUGUUGAUCCAAAGUCAACGGAAGUUAUUGGACAUAUCAGGCGUUGUAUUUUGCUGCUCACCAAUUCUGAUAAUGUCUUAGGCAAGUGUCAGAGAGAGCAACAAAAUGGAAAUGGCAGUGAUUGGCACAUUUCUCCACUUUAGAAUUUCAUGCCUCUAAGAGCAUAUGGAGUGAAAGUGAAGAACGAUGAGGCAGGUCAACAGAUCACUCUAACAACUUAUUAAUCUACAGUUCUGUCAGUCUAAGGGGCCUCGAAACACUGGAAAUGGCUGCAAUUCAUCCAUUUAGUUUAAGUGCAUUAACCCACAUAAUUAGGUGCAGCCUCUUCCAAAGCAGCAGCCCAGAGCAUAUUAAUGAUCCCUCACAUGGAGUCUGAACUGUGUUUCUCAUGUGUUCACUCAUUAUGGGCUUCCACACUGUGGAACUGAGUUGAACCUAAUUAGACCACAAAGAAAUAUGGUUAUAAUUGGUCUGGAGCAGCUUAGUAAAAUGUAAUAAGGUAGUUUAAUUGGCUUCUUCUUUAUAUUACAGAUUCUAGAAUUUAUCAUUUGCUUUGAACAGUGGACCAAGUCCAGCUCACCUUGCCAUGGAAAGCAGAUAAAUAAAACAUGUGAUGAUGAGUGGUAAUUCGGUUGAUGAUUAUACACAGUAAUAGCAGAAAUCAAUGAGUUUCACAAUAAAAGUCAGGGAUUCGUGAUCCUUGGAUGCCGUCAGUGACUCAAAUGUCAGUUUUAAGAGUAUCAGAUGCCAUUUAGGAAAGAAGAUAAGUCAUUGCUGCUUUGUAACCUUGUGAAACAGAGUUAUGAACGAUGCCAAAGUCCCUAGCUACUGUAGCAAGCAACAAUAAGCACAUGUAUAAAUGAAAUAAAGACAUGUCACCAAGUUGGACAACAAUAUAGAAUUAACACAUCACCCUGAGUCAUCCUUUCCCUUUCAGCUGCGCUGUUACUUGAAAUCAGCUGAAACUCGUCAAUUGGCUAUUCUGAAUGGCAGGCUCUAAACCUUGAGAACAUGCAUUUCCAGGUUUUUGGCUAAGUCAAUAGGAUCAUUAAAACCUGCAUUUGAAGGCCUUGCAAUCCUAGAGGGGAAAACAACUUUUUCUCCUAAAGGUUUUUAUAGGAUCAAAAUAGCUUGAUGGAGCUCAGGAAUGCCAACUAAUUGGGUGGAGUCCCUUUCACCUAACUUGUAUACAUAUUAAAAAGAAUUUUCUUUCCAAGCACAUCCAGCAAGGGAACCUCACCAACUCCCCAAGGAAAUUCCUCAGUGCUGCAGUUGAAAUAACUUUUCAGAAUGUUUUGCUUGAAUUUUCCAUUUUCUUAUUGCAACUUCUGCCUGGUUGCUUUACUGAACAACCUACGUAAUCUCUCCCCACCCAGGAAUAACACCAGUACAGUAGGCUAUAGUGAUUCAUUCCUGUGCUGGGUCUUUUUUUUUUUUCUCCCAGGGAAAAAAGCCAGAAAGUUCAUGUCAGGAGAAGGCAGAGCCUCUUUUUCACUCCUUUCUUCUCAGAGCUUGUAGACAUGAAAGACUCUGUAGCAGACAUCCACUGGAUAAACUUGAGCAUUAUAUGAGACACUACUACCAGAGGAAGAAAAGAAGUGUAUUGAGCAAAACAAAAUGGGCACAUUAAUGUGUGGAGAAGCCAUGAGAAGUUUCUUUGAAAAGAAAGAUGCAGGCAUGGGAGUGCAAAGAAAAAUUUGCUUAAGAAGGAGACCUGAGGGAAACCUGUUGGGACAGCGCAUACAUAAGCUCAGCGCAUGUUACCCCAGAGCAACUGUUCAGGCACUGUGUGUCUCAGGGAAUAGAUGGGAGGUGUUUUUGAGAGUGCGGCUUACAGACUCUACAGAGUGUGAAUGUGGUUGUGUAGCUGCAUAGGCCGCUUCCAUGCUGUGUGUAGUAACGUCACUGCAGGACGUUAACCCUGGAGGAGGAAGGAAGUGCACAUAGAGACAAGCUGGAGAGCACAGGGGACUCUGCCUAGUCCGGCUGACACUGGCUGAAGAUAACGCAUGGAUGUGAGAUCAUGAAAGGUGUUUGCUGAGAGAAGGACCCCAGGAGUGAUUACGGCAAUCAUCUGCCUAGCUGCGGUACUAACUUCCUAGUAGCCAGCUUGCUGUCACACUAGAUAAAGAAACAACAAAAAAAAGAACCCAAAGGAGUAUGUUGACAUACUGGAACAGCUUUUGUAAUGCAUGGCAAACAGGCAGUUAGCAGAACGCAGAAGCAUGCAGUGGUGACCGACACUUUUGACUGCAGCAGGUAGGAAAACACCAGAGAAGUCUGUAAUUGCAUCAUCCUUUCCCUUUCCUUUGCUUGCUUUAUAUUUCCACUGGGGCUUCUGACACGCUUAGCAGCAUUGCUAAGUACUGGAAAGCCUGGGCCAGGAUCCUCUAGUCCUGCACAUUCAGAUCACAGACUCAGCAGUUCUUCAACCUACAAGGUGGUUUUAGAGCUCGUUUUCUUUACAUGUAAGUUGGAUUCACUGCUGAGCCGAGAUUUGCCUCACCUUACUUUAAGUAUCUAAAAAAGGAGCACAGCCACUUUCAGCUCCUUUUACAGUCAGUGGAAAGAGAUCUUGGGAUGGGCUGUACUACUCUUCAGAGACGCUUAUGUUUCCCAAGGGUUGCUGUGUUCAGAAUUUAGAGCCUCUGUUAGGUGGGGUGAGUCUAGGCUGAGUUUCCCUUCACACUGCUCUGAUACAAAACCGCUCUCCAGUGGGCUAUAAAGUUUCAUCAGGGCUGUUUCUUCCCACUUUUCCAAAUCCCAUAUUGAUCUUUCCUAUGCUUUUAAGUGUUACUAACCUUCUGAGCCUGCAUCUUCAUUUGACAUAAAACCAAAUAAAAUACUCCACAGACGUAGCCAAGCAAGGCAAAAGGCAACCUUUCUAGAUGCUUCCAGGUUCCUGCAAUAUUUAUGGCCCUCAAAGAGAAAAUACAAAAACAAUGUAAAAACUGAAGAACAGUCACUCUCCACUCCUUAAGGCAAUUAGAGGAUUCAUAAAUAGCUUUAUAUAUUAAUGAAAAAAAUAGAAAACUUUGUUAUUUUUAUUUUACUGAAAUUUUACGUUAAUUCAAAUGAUAGCAGUUGGAAGGGACCUCUGGAGAUCAUCUAGUCCAACCCCCUGCCAGAGCAAGGUCACGUAGAGCAGGUUGCACAGGAAUGUGCCCAGGUGAGUUUUGAAUAUCACCAGAGACAGAGACUCCACCACAUAUUUGGGCAGCUUGUUCCAGUGCUCUGCCACCCUCAAAGGAAAGAAGUUCCUCCUCAUGCUUAGGUGGAACUUCCUGCGUUCAAGUUUGUGCCCAUUACCUCUUGUCAUGUUGCCUGGCACCACUGAAAAGAGCCUGGCCCCAUCCUCCUGACACCCACCCUUUAAGUAUUUAUAAGUGUUGAUAAGGUCCCCCCUCAGCCGUCUUUUUUCCAGACUGAAGAGACCCAAAUCCCUCAGUCUUUCUUCAUAAGAGAGGUGUUCCAGUCCCCUAAUCAUCUUGGUAGCCCUUUGCUGCACCCUCUCCAGCAGUUUCCUGUCCUUCUUGAACCGUGGAGCCCAGAAGUGGACACAGUACUCCGGAUGCGGCCUCCCCAGGGCAGAGUAGAGGGGAAGGAUGACCUCCCUCCACCUGCUGGCCACACUCUUCUUGAUGCACCCCAGGAUGCCAUUGGCCUUCUUGGCCACAAGGGCACAUUGCUGGCUCAUGGGCAUCCUGUUGUCCCGCAGGACUCCCAGGUCUCCUUCCACAGAGCUUUUCUCUAGCAGGUCAGCCACCAAACUGUCCUGGUGCAUGGGGUUAUUGCUCCCCAGGUGCAGCACCCUACACUUGCUCUUGUUGAAUUUCAUAAGGUUUCUCUCCACCCAACUCUCCAGACUGUCCGUCUAUAAAGAGCUUUGCAGUAGAUGAAGUCAGAGAAGUGAUAUCGAUAGGGUAUGGUCACAAAACUCUAGUACCGGAUGGUAUGAGAAGACUUACUAAGACAACUUUUAGAUGGCAGAUACAUCUAUGUGGAGAAAACCGAGCAGUGGCUGAAAAGAAUUGACAUGUCAUGAACACCUAGUAAAGACAAACAGCUUUAUAUUUUUCCAUGUUUGGGGACAGAUAAAAGGGAGUUUGGGGUGGAAACUGCUGUUAGUUCUUCUGUUAAUGUGUCUGGUUCUUACAAGCCAGUUAGAUCCCAGGUGUAAACAGGGCCAAGUCUGUCCCCACAUGAACAGAAGUCAGUUCCUGAUCCUUGAUCUUACUAAGAAAUGACAGCAAAUAUCACCAACCAAUCUGUGCUUUAAAACAUGACAGGGGCUUAUCAUACUUUCCUGCUAGUCAAUAACUACUCUUCAACAUCUAUAUGGUGUUCCCGGGCUAAAAAUCUUCAAGAUUUCUCUUGUAUUAGAAGCUGAAGAACAAUCAUGAUGAGAAGUAUUUCACUUCACAUUUUUCGGCUUUCUAUUUGAGGUAAACAUUUCUGCCUUUAUCUUAACUACACCAUUCAUCAAGGCUUGUAUUUUACCUUCUUCUAAAGGGCAAGGGCAGUUUCGAAAGACGGAAGGACAGCACUGAAGCACCAAAAAGCCACUCUGAACCUCAUAUCACCAUAGUAUACUAUUAUUUUCCACAACUGGUGAAUCAUUGUCUAUAAAAUAGUUUGAUUUUGUCUGCUUCACUGAUGAGUAAAGUGUGGGAAUUUUUUCUUUUUCCUCAGAUUUGCGGAUGUGGGGGAGCAAAAGUUUGUAAUUGAAUUAGAAGGCGCAUUAUUCUCUCAGUUGUGGCAAAAAGAUCACUGUGAGGUGGCCCCAAAAGGCAGAAUACCUGCCUCACACCUUCUGGGAUCCUCAUUCUCAUUUCUAGCCCUUAAGGGCACUGUACAUAUGUGUAUCAGCUGGUGGAAUACCAGGGAAAGGACAUGGAAAUGCUGCCAGGCCUCCAAGAAAUACAGGUAAAACUGCAGAGAGGGGAUGGCAAGAGGGGAUAAGGAUUUGGAAGAUGAUCCAGUGAGGGUUGGAGUGGGGACGAGGUUUGGAAAGGUUUGAAAAGUCAUCUCUCUGGAAAAGGGUAUUAUUCAACAGUCACUUUUUUUCCCUUCCACCAUUCUGUCCACACUCUCCCAUGGAUUUUCCCCAAGCUCAUCGUAGUAUAAUUAGUGGUCUGAUCUGUCCAAUCAAAAACACAGAUGCACAUUUUGGGAGCAGAGCUUUCUCCUUACAUGCAGCCAAGUGUCGCAAUCCUGGCACUUGCUUCAAUUUCAUUAAUCCCUGACUUGACCAGGAGUAAAGGCUUACCGCUGAUUUAUGGAUUGUUUAGUUUGGACUCAGACCAUAUUGAUACCAAAGGAAUUAAGGAUUGCAUUCAGUCUCCCAAUAAACCCCUGUAUAUCUAGAGCACCAAAACAAGUUAGAAAAGAACUGAGUAAUAUGCUGCUCUCCUGCUCUCAGCAGUCCCUCCCACGUAUUAUUAAACACAGUUCUCCACAAACAACUGUGAUAUUUUUACAUUUUUGCCCCCUACACUGAGCAGUGACUUUAUAAGAUAUAGUCUGCCUCCCAGGACCCAAUCCCCCUGCAGUUAAUAAUAAUGUUCCUCUUGGUUUUAGCAGUCUUUGAUUCAUACCCUGAUUUGUUAUUCACUUGACCACGCUCCCUUUUCAUACUUUGUAUCACAUGGAAACUUUCGCAUUCUCCAGAAAAUUACUUCUGUCUCUGCAAAACCUCUUGAGAUAUGGCAGGCACUAAAAUCAAGAACUGGAGCUAAGAAUAGAAAAGCAAGAUGGUAAUCAUGACAAUAAAAUCUCCCAGAUCACCAGUCAGAGAAAACAUUUCCAUACACCUUUGGAGAGUUAAUGUUCCCCAACCACAACCCAAUUAUAAGUUACAUGGAGGCAGGAGGUUGGGAGUGAAAGAAUGGUCUCUUACUGGUCUCUAUCACAGCCCAUAAGCAUAACAUAAAAACAUAUAAACCAGGGGAACUGGCUGGGCCGUGUCAGCAGGUCUGAAAGGAUGAUUGCAGGUGAGGUAAAACCCUGGAGUGGGUUGUGAGAUCAGAAGAAAGAGAGGUAAUUUAGUUAGUAAGCCACAAAAAUCUCAGCAGUGUUGGUGAAAGUCCUUUAGUGUUUCUUCCUUGACCACACAGCUAUUGCUUGUGUAUAAUAAAGACCUAAUUUGCCCUAUACACUCCAUUACUGGCUUAACCUCACUGUUUUUGCAUUAUAUGUAACAAAUGCUGUGCUACAGUGGUUUUAUAAAAUAAAGUUUUGUAAAGAAAACUUCUCUUUCUCUUAGUUUUUUUUUUCCUUUUGGUUUUAACGGACAUUUAUAAAAUCCCUGAGAUGAGACCUACCACAAA